AUGCCUUCUACCAAGUCUGGGCGGUCCGGCCGUCCAAAGCCGUCCGAAGUUGCCUCGGAUACAAAACGCAACUUGAUCCCGUUGGUCAACACGAGCUACGCGGAAAUCUAUCCGCCUUAUUCAGUCCUCUACAGAGAACCAUGUCUGCAGUUGCCCGUCAAGCGACGAGCAAGUCUCCAGCCGCCAUUUUUUCGCGUUGAGCAAGGUGACCCCGUCAUGAGGGCCCUCCGUUAUGCUGCUGAUGACUCCCAAGCGAGCCAAAGUGCAGGUGGUCCCCGGAUCCGCAUUCCAUUUAUCUGUGCUGCCAAUGAGCGUCGACCUGGAGGCGACUGGGAGAUUGGCUCCCUCCUGUACGAAGAAAAGCUAUGCAGGCGCAGCAACCUCUUUGCAACCCUCUCAACACCUCUGCCGCAGACUAGGGAAGAAACCAACUAUCCAAUCCCCACGUUGGGUGGUGUAUUCUCUGAUGCGGUAGUCGUAAGUCGUGGGCCUCACGAUCGUUACGAGAAGCUAGAGAGCUGGCACGACUUGCCAGUGCUAUCUAUGCCACCGACUCGUUGGCCACGGCUCAAGGAUAAUGGAACUUCCUAUUCGUUCGAGGCGGAGCGCCAACUAAUGAAGGACAAAAUCCGGGGCGCUCUGAGGAUUUGUCAUUACCAUGGCUAUGAUCGCGUUGUUAUUGGUGAUUUUGGUCUAGGCAAUGGAUGUCGAAAUCCGCCUCAGCAGCUGGCCGAGAUAUGGCGUGAAGUUUUCCUUUUCGACCCCGACCUGCGCGGCCAGUUUACUUACGUUGUCUUUGUCUUUGAAGAUGUCUCGUCAAGUACGACACUGUGCAUUCUCGAAGAACUUAUCAAGAAGCAGCAAAAAACCAAGACCAAGUCUAAAGAUGACUUGCACGCGCUUCUUCGAGAUGCACCGACCGACAUACUCAUCUUUCAGAGAGUAUUCAGCGCAGCCGAGAUUCAGCGCGUCGUCAGUGAGCCAGACCCUCGGUAUGGGCUCCAGAUGAUCACCAGCUGA
Messenger RNA from Beauveria bassiana ARSEF 2860, 1020 nucleotides. Its product is annotated as serine/threonine kinase. Bases 1 to 1020 code for a protein of 339 amino acids. NCBI's taxonomy places the organism in Eukaryota, Fungi, Ascomycota, Sordariomycetes, Hypocreales, Cordycipitaceae. The transcript has a single exon. The record is from RefSeq and is a predicted model, not a curated record.